CGUUUAUCACUCUCCGCACGUUGAGGCGUCCCGGUAACCCCAUCCCUUCGGCAGUGGAAACCGGAUACCCCGGUCUCUAUGCACGUUACCACCCCUGAACCCACGGCAGGUGGUGAGAACCAAGCAUGGCGGACGAUCCGUACACGGGCGAUCCGCUAGACGUGUACAGGAAACCCGACAAACAGUUCUCCGAGGAAACGGUAGGGAUCGCGAGUACCCUGCUGGAAAAGAAGGUGACUUUGGGUCGUCCACCAAGUGCAACAAUGAGGAACAGGAAGGCCGCCAUUCUCAAUGAACUUUCAUCGGCCAAGAGUACCAGUAAGCAUAAGGCCUUUCACGUACCAUCGCCUCCGGCUGUAAGAAUGGACACCACGAAACCAAACCUUCCUAACAGGAAGGUACGCAGUGCACAGGCGAGGUACUCAACAGGCGGUAAACAGAAAUGGGAAGGUAGGAAGGUGAAGAGUGCCCAGUCAUCAUACACACAGCAACUUAGCACUCAGGGAGUACAGAAUACUCAGGACAGAAGAACAAACGUGAAAGCAAGGAACACAAGAAGUAAACAACAAACAACGUUUCAAGACUUCCGAGAGGAUUUGCCACAUAGGACCCCUCCUGCAUAUGAAGAAGUGGUUGAUAGUUCUACCUCACAGUUAAGUAAUUACUUCUUUAAGACUGAACUAGAAGAUGAAGAGGAGGAAACUGGGUUGGACCCCUACAGGCUGGUAGGGAGUACAGCGGAGUGUUUCCCCUACAAGUGUGCCACGCCUGGAAACCAGGGGUUGGAGCAGGACAAAGGCAGACAACAGGAUGAACUUUACGUUACAGCAAGAAAGGUGCCCUCAGGAAUUCAACCUCUCACCCCCUGGCUGACAGAAGAUAUUCCUCCAGAAUGGUGUGGUGUUGAUCCCAGGGAGUGCCUGGUGUUCCUCCCCUCCCUGCGUACAAUGGACAGUCCCCCUCCGUACAUCCCCCCAAUGCAAUCACCUGAAGAUGAACUUCCCUUCACAGACAUUCUGCCCCCUCCACAGAACUCAAAGAGACAUCAGAGAGUUAAGGAGCAGAGAAGACACUCAGAAGGACACGAGACACCACAAUUUGGGGCAGUACAAAAUGUAGAGAUCUUCUCCAAAUCAGAUGGAAGCCUCCUACAUGCGUAA
Molecule: messenger RNA, 1160 nt
Organism: Branchiostoma floridae (Florida lancelet)
Lineage: Eukaryota; Metazoa; Chordata; Leptocardii; Amphioxiformes; Branchiostomatidae
Exons: 5
Coding region: 126-1160 (344 amino acids)
Source: RefSeq, a predicted model, not a curated record